This is a messenger RNA of Porites lobata, 810 nucleotides long. Lineage: Eukaryota; Metazoa; Cnidaria; Anthozoa; Scleractinia; Poritidae. The record is from the annotation of a GenBank genome assembly.
AUGAUUCUCCUUCUCCUAGAGUUCAUUCGAGAAGAACGAGAGGGUGACUGGGAGCUACAUCUAAAGGUUACAACAAAGAUGAUUCCUUAUUUUUUUGCAAUGGAUGGCUUGAAUUUAUCCCGGUGGCUACCCGUGUAUAUUGUGGAUAUGCGCAGUCUGCAAGAAAAAGCUCUAGAUGUCUACAACGAGUUCCUUAGAGGAAACCACACUUUCAGCAGGUCAACGUCACAGUCAUUUAACCAAGUCUGGACGGACAUAGCUCUCGAACAGAGCAUUAACCUUGACAGUAAAACUAAAGGUGGCGUAAUCGGUAUUACGCAAAGGCCAAGCGCUCUCCAAAAAUGGUUUUUGACAGCACACGAGAGAACAGCAACCACGACUGCUACCAAAAGGAUGAUAGAUUUGGAUGAAUCUACAAGAAGUUCACACAAGGAAUCAUCAAAAGUCACAGUUCAAAGAGACGAAAAUGACAUCAAGAAGGUCAUACACACUCUGCAGACAGUGAUGUCUAAUCCGUUCGAUGAAGAUGCGUACAGAGAGGACGUUCCACUAAUGAACCUUGCUACGGGAGUAGUUAUGCUAGAGGAGAUAUCAGAGCAACUUGUUGAUGCCCAAUGUCUAGGAGCAGCGAGGAUGGAGUUAUUUGUGAGCAUGCGUAUCAAUACCAAUGAAGUUGCGUUUUGGGAACCGAUGGAAAAGAUGAACAUAAAAACCUUUGCAAGUUUGUCAAAGAAAGCAAAGGUUAAGUCCGUGGAUGAGAAGCUUGUAACAGUAAACGCGGACAACUUAACUUGUUUGGGCGGCUUUUGA